Molecule: messenger RNA, 9876 nt
Organism: Mus musculus (house mouse)
Lineage: Eukaryota; Metazoa; Chordata; Mammalia; Rodentia; Muridae
Gene: Clasp1
Product: CLIP associating protein 1
Exons: 44
Coding region: 2561-7408 (1615 amino acids)
Biological process (GO): establishment of cell polarity; negative regulation of microtubule depolymerization
Cellular component (GO): Golgi apparatus; microtubule cytoskeleton; cytoskeleton
Molecular function (GO): tubulin binding; microtubule binding
Source: RefSeq, a predicted model, not a curated record
UUUUUUCUUUUUCUUUUUUACUAUGUAACCAUCUCUAGUAAAGGUAUGAGUAACAAUAUGAAUCAAGUGUGGCUAUCUUCAUUUUGUUUCCAACUUUUCUAUUAAACGUGACCUUUUAAAAAAAUCAUUCACUCAUUUGUUCAUUAUUUAUGUUUGUGUUGAGUAUUUAUUGAGCUUAUGGGCCAUAAUGGCCAUGUGGAAGUGAGCAGAUAACUUGUUCUCCCCUUCCAUUGUGGAGAACAGAAUUCAGGUAACCAGGCUUGUCAGCUUGUGCCUUUAUUCAGUCAUCUUGAGUCAUCUCCUGUGUCCCUAAAAGUAGAAUCCUAAAGACAGACCGAUAUCCAUGUUCACAACAUUGUGUAGAAUAGCAAAUGACGAAAGUAGCCAGGGUGGUGAAUGCAUGUACUGACACAUUAUUCAGCUUUAAAGAGGGCACUCUGGACACAUGCUACAACAUGCACUGACAGCUCUGGAGUCUAUUAGACUAUGUGAAAUGAACCAGUUAUAAAAACACCAAGACUGGGCUGGAGAGAUGGUUCAGCGGUUAAGAGCACUGACUGCUCUUCCAGAGGUCCUGAGUUCAAUUCCUAGCAACCACAUGGUGGCUCACAACCAUCCAUAAUGAGACCUGAUGCCCUAUUUUGGUGUGUCUGAGACAGCUACAGUGUACUUACAUAUAAUGAAUAAAUAAAUCUUAAAAAAAAUAAAAAGACCAAGACUAUAUGACUCCACUUUCAAAAUACUCUCAGUAUUUUAAUCCAUAGAAAGCAGAAUGGUGGUAAUCAGAGCUAAAGGUAAAGAGGAAUUACAAAUUAACAGGUGCAUUUUUUGUAUGACAAAAAGAAAGCAGAAGAGUGGCUACUUAACAAUGUAAGUGCACUGAACUGUACAAUAAAAACCAGCUACAACGUUUCUUUUGUUAAUAUGCACAAAUUCCUUCCCAUUGAACUUAUCAAACUUUUCUUGGGUUUCUCUUUUCCUUUCCAGUUGACUACUCUCCACACAUUGUUCUCCCAGCAUACCACCCACUUCCGCUCGGCCCUUGACCCGGCGGUAUUUCUUUCUAGAACGCGCUUCAGGGUUUUCCACCCACGGUUAGUAAACUUGCUUGCAUUUACAUCUUAAAGAUGUUACUUUUUCUAUAUUCAAUCACGAGUCCCGUCCUGCAUGUGAAUCCUAUACCUUUUCUGCACCACACAGGUCUGUGAUUGGCUUUAUUGUUUUGGCUUGCCUUUCCAAGUCCGGAAGAUCUGACGGCGUUAUCACACAUCUCCCAAUACAUACACAUUCCCGCACAAAAGAGUCCCCAUAAACACCCAGUCUUGACAGAGGAAGCCAAUCCGACACUUUAAAAGUGAUUUUCACCAGUGUACAACUGCAACACAAAAGCUCUCAAAUCCAAACUGUUGGGUAGCACACGGGCGUAGAAGGACAAAACAGGGCGUCCUUAGGCUCCUUGAAAGUAGCGCUGCAAUCUGCAUAGCCCAAAAACCUCAGAUAUAACCUGAAGGCCACGCGGGACGCGAGGCGACGUUGUUGUGAAGGAACUUAGAAAAGAAACUGGCACACUCUCACACCAAUCUCAGCAGCCUCCACCUCGCGCCCUGGCUCGCUAAAGCGCGAAGAACGGUUUAAAACCUGGGCUUCCGGUAGCAGCGCUUGUACGCAUAUUCAGGACAAGCCCAACGCGCUGUCAGCUACGGGAAGUCGCGGGGGCCAAUUUCUUUCACUGAAGUCGCCCGGUAAAUAGCGGGCACCCGUAACCCAGAAGUGAAAGAUUGUUUAAUUCAAGUAUCAAACACCUCGACAAUCAAAGGAAGUUCCGGCUGGAAGCGCUCCUGACUCCUCUCUAGCUCUUUUAUCGCACAGCCUUCUCCUAGUCUUGCUCGAGUUUUGCUUCCUCUCCUUUAAAGGCUCUAAACAUUCCUUAAAUUCUCCUUGGUCACCUUUUUUUAUUAAAGCACCUUUAUGCUACGGGUCGCCAUUCGGGUCAAAGGCAAAGGCGGCGGGACCUGAAACUUCAUGCGGGCCCCAGCGCUGGGCGUUACCAUAGAGAGGAAGCCACCUCUCUGGGCUGAGAUUACAGUCUCUAUGGUUCAGCCCGGCCGGUGGCGGUAAGAGGACACAGGGAGACCUCUCUGCGCAGGCGCAUUUUGGUUUUUCAUUUUUUUUUUUUUUUUUUUUAAUCCCCGCACCAAGCGCUUAACCUCAUUGGGGUGGAGGAGAAGGCGGUGGCUGUCCGGUCCGCAGCCGCAACAGUAGUGAAUAAUAGAACUAAUGGACUGCUGAAUUAUGAAGUAUUUCAGACCCAGUUGUAGAUCAUCACUCCGCCACUCUCUCCUUUAUUGCCUACUAGUUAUUUAAAUUGGACUUUUAAUAUCCUACCAGCUGCUCUUCAGACACACAUGGUGCAUUGCUGCCAUUCCCGGGAUUGCAUCUUUGAGACACACACUCUUAGGAGCCUUCAGCAAACAAAGAGGCCACCUCCCGGUACGGCUACCGGGAGGGAGUCAUCCUGACCGCCCUCUAGCCUUGGCCAGCUCUGGAUUUGAAUCCUACCAUGGAACCGAGAAUGGAGUCCUGUCUGGCCCAGGUGCUGCAGAAGGAUGUGGGAAAGCGGCUGCAGGUUGGCCAGGAACUCAUAGACUAUUUCUCAGACAGACAGAAGUCUGCUGACCUUGAGCACGACCAGACCCUGUUGGAUAAGCUUGUGGAUGGACUCGCUACCUCUUGGGUGAACUCUAGCAAUUACAAGGUGGUUCUCUUGGGCAUGGACAUCCUGUCGGCACUGGUGACUAGGCUGCAGGACCGGUUCAAGGCGCAAAUCGGCACAGUGUUGCCAAGUCUAAUAGACAGACUGGGAGAUGCUAAAGACUCCGUGAGGGAGCAAGACCAAACCCUGCUGCUAAAGAUCAUGGAUCAAGCUGCUAAUCCCCAGUAUGUGUGGGACAGAAUGCUCGGAGGCUUCAAACACAAGAACUUCCGCACAAGAGAGGGCAUCUGCCUCUGCCUUAUUGCAACACUCAAUGCCUCUGGGGCCCAGACUCUAACACUAAGCAAGAUUGUGCCACAUAUAUGUAACCUACUGGGAGAUCCCAACAGCCAGGUUCGAGACGCAGCAAUAAACAGUCUGGUGGAGAUUUAUAGACAUGUAGGUGAACGUGUGAGGGCAGACCUCAGUAAGAAAGGACUGCCACAGUCCCGGUUGAAUGUCAUUUUUACAAAAUUUGAUGAAGUCCAAAAGUCUGGAAAUAUGAUACAGUCUGCAAAUGAAAAAAAUUUUGAUGAUGAAGAUUCUGUGGAUGGCAACAGGCCUUCUUCUGCCAGCUCCUCAUCAUCCAAGGCCCCAUCAAGUUCCCGGAGGAAUGUUAACCUGGGGACCACCCGUAGGCUCAUGUCAUCCAGUCUUGGAUCUAAGUCUUCAGCUGCAAAAGAAGGCGCUGGUGCUGUGGAUGAAGAGGAUUUUAUUAAAGCCUUUGAUGAUGUACCUGUAGUGCAGAUUUACUCCAGCCGAGACCUCGAGGAAUCCAUAAACAAAAUCAGAGAAAUCCUGUCAGAUGACAAGCAUGACUGGGAGCAGAGAGUAAAUGCUCUAAAAAAGAUUAGAUCGUUACUCUUGGCUGGGGCUGCUGAGUACGAUAACUUCUUUCAACACUUGCGUCUUCUGGACGGGGCCUUUAAACUCUCUGCUAAGGACCUGCGGUCUCAGGUAGUGCGGGAAGCUUGUAUCACAUUGGGGCAUCUGUCAUCAGUUCUGGGAAAUAAGUUUGAUCAUGGAGCUGAAGCCAUUAUGCCAACUAUCUUUAAUUUAAUCCCGAACAGUGCCAAAAUUAUGGCUACUUCUGGUGUUGUAGCUGUUAGGCUAAUCAUUCGGCACACUCACAUCCCUCGGCUGAUCCCUGUCAUAACCAGCAACUGUACCUCUAAGUCUGUCGCCGUCAGAAGGCGCUGUUUUGAAUUUUUAGAUUUGCUUUUACAAGAAUGGCAGACACAUUCACUAGAAAGACAUAUAUCAGUAUUAGCUGAAACAAUAAAGAAAGGAAUACACGACGCUGAUUCUGAAGCGAGAAUAGAAGCCAGGAAGUGCUACUGGGGUUUCCACAGUCACUUCAGCCGAGAAGCAGAACACCUGUACCACACUUUGGAGUCCUCGUAUCAGAAGGCCCUACAGUCCCACUUGAAGAACUCGGACAGCAUCGUGUCUCUGCCCCAGUCAGACCGAUCCUCUUCCAGCUCUCAAGAGAGUCUCAACCGGCCACUUUCAGCCAAAAGAAGUCCCACUGGCAGCACUGCAUCCAGAGGCUCUACAGUUAGUACCAAAUCUGUGUCGACGACAGGAUCUCUCCAGCGAUCUCGAAGUGAUAUUGAUGUGAACGCAGCAGCCAGUGCCAAAUCCAAAGUCUCCUCAUCCUCAGGAUCCCCCGCCUUCAGCUCUGCAGCAGCACUGCCCCCAGGAUCCUAUGCGUCCCUAGAGUCCAGACACAUGAGGGAAGACUUGGAGUACGUAGGCCUGGAUGCAGGUCGGAUCCGCACGAGACGGCAGAGCUCGGGGAGCACCACCAAUGUCGCCUCCACACCCUCCGACAGUCGGGGCCGCAGUCGCGCCAAAGUGGUUUCACAGUCUCAGCGAUCCAGAUCUGCUAACCCUGCUGGUGCUGGCAGCCGGUCAAGUUCCCCUGGGAAGCUUUUGGGAAGUGGACUUGCUGGGGGUUCCUCCAGAGGCCCACCGGUAACACCAUCCUCAGAAAAACGGAGCAAGAUCCCCAGGAGUCAGGGAUGUAGCCGAGAAACAAGUCCUAACCGGAUUGGAUUAGCACGGAGCAGCCGUAUCCCCCGACCCAGCAUGAGUCAGGGGUGCAGCCGCGAUACCAGCCGUGAGAGCAGCCGCGAUACAAGCCCUGCUCGGGGCUUCACACCACUCGCCUCUCGACGUCAUUCCAGGUCCACUAGUGCUCUCUCCACUGCUGAAUCUGUUGGGCAGUCAGAUCGGUUUGGGCUGGGCCAGUCAGGACGAAUCCCUGGUUCUGUGAACGCCAUGAGAGUCUUGAGUACCAGCACUGACCUGGAAGCAGCAGUGGCUGACGCUCUGCUGUUAGGAGACGCCAGGAGCAAGAAGAAGCCUGUGAGAAGGAGAUACGAGCCCUAUGGAAUGUACUCUGAUGAUGAUGCCAACAGUGAUGCCUCCAGCGUGUGCUCUGAGCGCUCAUAUGGCUCCAGGAAUGGUGGCAUUCCCCAUUAUCUGCGGCAGACUGAAGAUGUAGCAGAGGUUCUCAACCAUUGUGCCAGUUCCAACUGGUCAGAACGGAAAGAGGGGCUCCUGGGCCUGCAGAACUUACUGAAGAGCCAAAGAACACUGAGUCGAGUAGAAUUGAAGAGACUGUGUGAGAUUUUCACCCGAAUGUUUGCCGACCCUCACAGCAAGAGAGUUUUCAGUAUGUUUUUGGAGACCCUCGUGGAUUUUAUAAUCAUUCAUAAGGAUGACUUGCAAGACUGGCUCUUCGUCCUUCUCACACAACUACUUAAGAAAAUGGGAGCAGACUUACUUGGAUCUGUGCAAGCAAAAGUUCAGAAGGCUCUCGAUGUCACCAGGGAUUCCUUUCCAUUUGAUCAACAAUUUAACAUUUUGAUGAGAUUUAUUGUGGAUCAGACUCAAACUCCAAACCUCAAGGUCAAAGUAGCAAUCCUGAAAUACAUCGAAUCUCUAGCCAGACAGAUGGACCCCACAGAUUUUGUAAAUUCCAGCGAAACAAGACUAGCUGUUUCUAGGAUCAUAACAUGGACUACAGAACCAAAGAGUUCAGACGUGAGAAAGUCCCAGCGUCAGCGUAGUCGAGCAGGGGAGGAUGUCCCUGGUAGGUCAGUUCCCACCUGCUCUGGGCCUGGAGAAGGAAGCUUGGAAGAAAGUUGUAAACAGGCAGCACAAAUUGUGCUCAUCUCUCUGUUUGAACUGAACACGCCUGAAUUUACCAUGUUACUUGGUGCCUUGCCAAAAACAUUCCAGGAUGGUGCCACCAAACUCCUGCAUAACCACCUCAAGAACUCCAGUAACACCGGUGUGGGAUCUCCAAGCAAUACAAUUGGCCGGACACCUUCCCGCCACCCCAGCAGCAGGACCAGCCCCCUGACCUCACCCACCAACUGUUCCCAUGGGGGACUAUCUCCAAGUCGGUUGUGGGGUUGGAGUGCCGACGGGCUAUCGAAGCCCCCACCUCCCUUUUCUCAGCCUAACUCCAUUCCCACCGCUCCCUCCCACAAGACUCUCAGGCGCUCUUACUCUCCCAGCAUGCUGGACUAUGAUACAGAGAACCUGAACUCUGAAGAAAUCUACAGCUCUUUGCGUGGAGUUACAGAAGCCAUUGAAAAGUUCAGCUUCCGAAGCCAGGAGGAUCUAAAUGAGCCAAUCAAACGAGAUGGCAAGAAGGAUUGUGAUAUCGUGUCCCGAGAUGGGGGAGCAGCCUCACCUGCCACCGAGGGCCGGGGAGGUAGUGAGAUAGAAGGAGGCAGGAUGGCUUUGGACAACAAGACCUCCCUGCUCAACACGCAGCCUCCACGUGCCUUUCCGGGGCCAAGAGCACGGGAAUAUAACCCGUAUCCCUACUCCGACACCAUCAACACCUAUGACAAGACGGCUCUGAAGGAAGCAGUGUUUGACGAUGACAUGGAGCAGCUCCGAGAUGUGCCCAUUGACCACUCAGACCUGGUGGCUGACUUGCUGAAAGAGCUAUCUAACCACAACGAGCGUGUGGAGGAGCGGAAGGGCGCACUGCUGGAGUUGCUCAAGAUCACCAGGGAGGACAGCCUGGGCGUGUGGGAGGAGCACUUCAAGACCAUCCUGCUGCUGCUGCUGGAAACUCUCGGAGACAAAGACCAUUCCAUUCGAGCUCUGGCACUGAGAGUUUUACGGGAAAUUCUGAGAAACCAGCCAGCAAGAUUCAAAAACUAUGCAGAACUGACGAUCAUGAAGACUCUGGAAGCCCACAAAGACUCCCACAAGGAGGUGGUGAGAGCGGCCGAGGAAGCUGCAUCCACGCUAGCCAGCUCAAUCCACCCAGAGCAGUGCAUCAAAGUGCUGUGUCCAAUCAUCCAGACAGCCGACUACCCCAUCAACCUGGCUGCUAUCAAGAUGCAGACAAAGGUGGUGGAGAGGAUCACCAAGGAGUCCUUGCUGCAGCUCCUCGUCGACAUCAUCCCCGGCCUGCUGCAGGGUUACGACAACACCGAGAGCAGUGUACGGAAAGCCAGUGUGUUUUGCUUAGUGGCAAUCUAUUCCGUAAUCGGAGAAGAUCUGAAACCUCACCUCGCACAGCUCACGGGGAGCAAGAUGAAGCUGCUGAACUUAUAUAUAAAGAGGGCCCAGACUACCAACAGCAACAGCAGCUCUUCCUCUGAUGUGUCCACACACAGCUAGUGGCCGUGCCAGUCUGUGCAGAACACACAUUGGUGGUGCCUCUGAGAAGCUCCAUCAGUUGCCCAGUCCAUUCAAGGAGGCCGCACAUAAUUUAUUACAAUCAGUAUUUUGGUCCCUUCCAGCUUUUGUGUAGAAUUUUGCUGGUAUUGAAUGUAACGGAAGCAAGGCCUGGGGACUGAGAAAUGAAGAGCCAUACUUGCACGUGUCUGCACCACCUGCUGACAUCACCAAACCAUGGAGGGCACAGCUCUUAGAAUCCAGAGCUCUCUAGCCAGUGCUUGGUACACAGUAGCAUAUUUUUCAGUCCAUACAGACUUGGGGGUGGUUUGGGGUAUUGCUGUGUGUUCUUUAUGCUUAUGUUCUUAGAGUAUGGUCAGAUGGGACAAGACCCCCUCCUGUCUUCUACAUGACAUGGAGAAAGGUUGUGUGUUCUUUAGGGUGUAUCUUAGAGUUCUCAAAGUGGAACUGCAGUCUGGGCAAGAAAAAGACGACAACCUGGAGCUGGCCUCACAAAAAACACGAGGGGUUGGUUUCUCUUGCAGAGGGAGCCAACUUCCCUGCCUUGGGAAUAGAAUCAGUAAUGCCACCAAAGUUCUCAUGGUUGCAUUAAAGAAAAGGUGACUGUAAAACGCCAAGAUUGGAACCAGACUUAUAUCAUGUGUCCCGGGAAGUGCUGGCCAAACCUCUUGAAACAACUAAGGUAGAAUCUGGCUAAAUAGAUUUUAAAUAAAAUUCUUAAGCCAAAUGACAAUUCUUAAUGCAAUCAUGCAAACUUUCCUAGGCUGGCCUUGGAUGUGGUGUCCUCCUGCCUCAGCCUCCCACGUGCUGGGGUUACUGAUAGGGGCCACGUGCCCAGCAAAAGCUUGUUUGCGGUGUUAGUUUUCGAAAAGCAUGUGCUCUUCUAGUGCAGAGCCCACUGUAACUACCAGGGUUGAGAGCAGAGGCUGGGCUGGCGAGUUCUCUAGCACUCUGCUUCUCUGACCCUCCAAAUGGUAAGUCAGGCAUGGUGACUCAUGCCUUUAAUCCCAGCACUCAACAGACAGAGGCAGGCGGAUCUCUGCAAGUUUGAGGACAGCCAGGGCUACCUAGUGAGACCCUGUCUAGAAAAACAAUCAAAAAGAGAUAGUGAGGUUGGAGAAAACCCGUGGGAAAUAGACACUGAAAAUGAAGGUUCCGUGUGUGUGUGUGUGUGUGUGUGUGUGUGUGUGUGUGUGAGAGAGAGAGAGAGAGAGAGAGAGAGAGAGAGAGAGAGAGAGAGAGAGAGAGAGAUGAGUGGCUCACACAUCUAACUGUCCCACUGCUACUGUUCAGAGAACUCAGGGGUGCAUUUUAAGGGAUUUGCUAUUAUUGAUGGACUUGGGCUCAGAACAUAGCAGGACCAGACCUUACUUUCAGUUAAAACACAAAAACUCCUGUCUGUUAAGAGUUCAUCAGUGAGAAUCCUUCUCACCCUGCACUAGGCUCCCUCUGUGUUGUAGCCUUGUAGCCAUGUGCAGCCUGGCCAGGUUACUUAGGGGAACUCCCAAGCCUAAUACAGUUAGAAAGGCCCUGCUCUGGCAUUCUUUGCCCCACUGUAACCGAACAGUUCCAGAGCAUUACCUGACAUCCUCACAGUACACACAAAGGGCUAGCCCCGAAUGUCACAUGAAUGUCAGUCUGAGUAGAAAGAGUACAAUCAUUUCUGUCUCUUGGGCUCCACCUCAAGACUGCUGCCCGAAAUGCUGAGGAGACUCGCAUGCCACCACCACCUCAUGGAGGGCGACAGAGCCCACUGCCGCUCUCUGAACCCUGACAGCUACAGCUGCCUUGCCUUGCCUCCACCUCCCCAAAGGACAAUAUUCAAAGCACCUAGACCCUGAAGGACUCUUCACAGCACCCAGAACUGUGUUUGCCUCCCCAUCUAUCUGACUAUCCAAGGCCUUGAAACCCCCUACCCUGGGGGACCGCUCAUCUGACUUCCUGCUUCCUGGCGAGCUGCCCCUCCCUCUGCUGGACCGGCGCUCUCCAGGUGCACCCCCGUGCUGUGCGGACCUGGUGCCCACAGAUGGCCUGGGCUCGCCUUACCUAUGGCUCACUACUAGCUUUCAACAUGUGUGCAGGUAAUGCAACAGGUUUGUCUCCUACGUCUUCUGUUCCUUUCUCUGCCACCUUUAUGGAAUCUCACACUUUAAAAGACAGCAAACUAGAACUUUAUAGACAGGACACUGCUAACAACGUUCAGAAGAGAGAAAUGCUCUCAAACAAUCGGCCACCAAGAUAGUUCACACGCAUGGUCCUUGCGCCCCCAGAUUGGGUGUUGUUUGUUUUGGGUUUUUUUGAGGCUUUUUCAUGUUACAUCCAUAUCUGUAUUUAUAUCUUAUUUGUUUCACUUCCCAAGUGUAUCAUGGCAAAUGUACAGAUUUUUUGUUGUUGUUGUUAAUAAUGUGCUAGGAUUUGCUAAAAAAGAAAAUUAAAAAAAAAAAAGCCGA